Morchella sextelata is the source of this 573-nucleotide messenger RNA. RefSeq lists its product as uncharacterized. The record is from RefSeq and is a predicted model, not a curated record. Bases 1 to 573 code for a protein of 190 amino acids. The transcript is spliced from 2 exons. Lineage: Eukaryota; Fungi; Ascomycota; Pezizomycetes; Pezizales; Morchellaceae.
AUGCAUCUCUCCAUCACACUCACCCUCCUUCUCUCCCUCCUCUGCAUCUCCCUCGCUGCACCCACGCCCAAGCCCACACCUGCACGCGAAGUCGCCACCAGCGACAAGCACCAAGUCAGCUGGGGCCUACUCGCCAACGGGCCCGCCUUCACCGGCAUCCCGGUCAUCCUCGGCGCGGCCGGCUCGUUGUACCUCUCCAACGCCACGCUUCCAGCCCCCUCCCAGACGCGCCUCCGCUUCGAGCUCAAGCCGGGCGCUGACGGCGUUGUCGGUGCGCAGGUCAUGGACUAUAUGACUGAGAGCGAGAGCGGGGAGGGGGAGGAUAUGUAUAUGUUCCAGUCGGCUAAGAAUAGGGAGCUGGUGUAUGGCUCUGCAGAGGGGGCGACGGAGGGGAAGGCGGGGCCGUGGGGGUAUGAGAAGAUGGAUGGGAACUGGAUCCUGGCGCUGGAUGGCGAUGUUCAGGCAAGGGCGGUGUGGAGAGAGGAGGUGGGGGCGUGGCAGGUGUAUUUUGGGUGUGAUGCCGCAGCGGAGGAGGAGGGUGUGGAUGUCCUGCUGGAGGGGCACAUCUUGUAG